This is a messenger RNA of Elgaria multicarinata webbii, 1794 nucleotides long. It is a transcript of the gene CACNG4, whose product is annotated as calcium voltage-gated channel auxiliary subunit gamma 4. The transcript has 5 exons. The record is from RefSeq and is a predicted model, not a curated record. Gene Ontology annotation, molecular function: voltage-gated calcium channel activity; channel regulator activity. Gene Ontology annotation, biological process: regulation of AMPA receptor activity; postsynaptic neurotransmitter receptor diffusion trapping; positive regulation of synaptic transmission, glutamatergic. Gene Ontology annotation, cellular component: AMPA glutamate receptor complex; postsynaptic density membrane; voltage-gated calcium channel complex. Lineage: Eukaryota; Metazoa; Chordata; Lepidosauria; Squamata; Anguidae. Bases 73 to 1062 code for a protein of 329 amino acids.
GCUGCUGCUGCUGCUGCUGCUGGGCUGGUCCCUUGCUGCCCCCUGAGCCCGUCGGGUGGAGCAUGAAGCACCAUGGUGUGGUGCGACCGUGGGGUCCAGAUGCUGCUGACCACGGUGGGCGCCUUCGCCGCUUUCAGCCUCAUGACCAUCGCCAUCGGCACGGACUACUGGCUCUACUCGAGCGCCAACAUCUGCAACGGGACCAACAUCACCACGGACGAGACCUCGCCGAGCCAGCCCAAGAAGGCGAAGGGGGACCUCACCCACUCCGGCCUCUGGAGGAUCUGCUGUGUCGAAGGGAUAUAUAAAGGGCACUGUUUUCGAAUCAACCACUUCCCAGAAGACAACGACUAUGAUCAUGACAGCUCUGAAUACCUUCUCCGUAUUGUCCGUGCCUCCAGCGUAUUUCCUAUCCUAAGCACAAUAUUACUGUUACUGGGAGGGCUCUGCAUUGGAGCUGGAAGGAUUUACAGCAGCAAGAACAACAUUAUCCUCAGUGCUGGGAUACUUUUUGUUGCAGCAGGAUUAAGUAACAUAAUAGGAAUUAUCGUCUACAUAUCCAGCAAUGCAGGUGAUCCUAGUGACAAGCGGGACGAGGACAAAAAGAACCAGUACAAUUAUGGAUGGUCUUUUUAUUUCGGAGCCUUGUCUUUCAUUGUGGCAGAAACAGUUGGAGUUCUAGCUGUGAACAUUUAUAUUGAAAAGAACAAAGAACUGAGGUUUAAGACCAAGAGGGAUUUCCUUAAGACCUCUUCCUCUUCCCCUUAUGCCAGGAUGCCAAGCUAUAGAUACAGAAGGAGGAGGUCCAGAUCAAGUUCUCGAUCUACAGAGCCUUCUCCAUCCAGGGAUGUUUCCCCAGUUGGCAUGAAAAUGUCAGGUUCAAUUCCCAUGAAUGAAAUCUCCAUGUACACACUGUCCAGGGAACCCUUGAAGGUCACCACAGCCGCAAGUUACAAUAUGGAACAAGACGCUGGUUUUCUUCAAGUCCACAAUUUCCUUCAAAAGGAAUUCAAAGAAGGACUUCAUAUCAACAUGGUCAACCGGAGAACAACACCUGUUUGAAAGGAUUUGCUCACUUUUUCUUAAACAGAGGAGAAACAAAGCAAAAUGCAGCUCUUUUAUAGAAUACCGUACAUCACCCAACCCAUGAGGAACUCCCUCCCUCAAAACCAGGGCAGAGAGAACUUGACUUCGAAAGUCAGUAACAAAAAAAACUUGGGAGAUGACAAGCAUGUAGAGACUGAUGCUAUGUAUCCUGAGAUGGAACUUCACAAACAUUAUUCAUCAGCAAGCCUCUCAGGUGCCACAUUCUAAAUUUCAAGCAUGGAUAGGAGAAUUAAGGCAGCCUUCCCCCAACUUGGUGCCCUAUGGAUGUAUUGGACUGCAACUCCCAUAAUCCCCAGCCAGCAGGUUGGGGAUUAUGGGUUCAGGAAGGCUGAGUUAAGUUAUAAAGGCUGAAUUAUGGUAUGAAUCAGCUCAUUGGCCUAUCCAGCCCAGUUCUUUCAGUGAUCUUUGGCAGACGUCUCGCCCAGCCCAGCCUGGCUUCCUGAGAUUCUUUAACUUGAGCUGCUACUAAAAUUGAACCAUGCAAAUCAUCUAAUAUGCCACACUGAGCUGUAGCCCCACCUCCAAACUACUUUAAUCGUCAGUACGGUGCUUAGUGCACAAUCGGAAAUAUCCUGCAGAUGAUAUCAAUGGCUUAACUAUUUAUUGCAGGGGCAGGGAUCAUGGAUUAAAUCCAAUGUCAUGCAAUCGGACUUCCCCACGCUCUUCUCUCCUCCUGAGCAGAUUGGG